Messenger RNA from Drepanopeziza brunnea f. sp. 'multigermtubi' MB_m1, 1566 nucleotides. RefSeq lists its product as uncharacterized. The record is from RefSeq and is a predicted model, not a curated record. Gene Ontology annotation, molecular function: monooxygenase activity; FAD binding. Lineage: Eukaryota; Fungi; Ascomycota; Leotiomycetes; Helotiales; Drepanopezizaceae.
AUGCACAUCACCAUCAUCGGUGCUGGCCUCGGCGGCCUCUCUACAGCCCUCUCCCUCUCCCUCGCCGGCCACAGAGUUACCAUCCUCGAGAGCUCUCCCACUCUCGCCGCCCUCGGCGCGGGCGUCCAACUAACACCCAAUGCGACCCGCCUCUUCUGGAAAUGGGGCCUAGAGUCCGCAAUCCUCUCGCACGCCGUCCUCCCAGCCUCUUUCAACAUCAGAAGAGACUCCGACGACACCUUGCUGCGAAAAGUAGCUCUGGACGGCUUCAAAGAGCGCUACGGAGGGCCCUAUCUAGUGAUCCAUCGCGCGGACAUCACUCGGAUCCUGUUCGAGCGCGCCGAGGAAAUCGGCGUGAGGGUCCGGUUCGGGUGUACAGUCACCGAGUACGAGUUUGACGCCGGCGCGGUGCGACUGGAUUCCAGCGAAGUCGUAAGAGCCGACCUGGUCGUCGCAAGCGACGGGAUCAAAUCCCUCGCCCGCGACCAGCUCCUCGCGCACCUAGGCAAAGCCGAGGAGGAGGAGGAGAACAAGUGGGCGCAGAAAACAGGCUGGGCUGCGUACCGCCUCACCGCUCCCGUGGCCAAGCUGCGCGAGAACCCCCUCACGCAAUCCCUCGCAGCGGACUCGAACUGCAACUGCUGGAUCGGAGAGAGCAGGUCGGUCAUGACGUACCUCAUGCGCGGCGCCCAGAUCCUGAACAUCGUGCUCUCGCACCCCGACGACGUCGACACGAGCCGCUGGACGCCGGCGCAGUACCGGCACGCGAUCGCGCUCCUCUUCGGCGAUGUCAGUCCGUCGCUGCAGGCUCUGCUGGCGCUCGCUAACCCCGAGGUGCAGAACUGGCCCGUGUACCAGAUUCGUCGCCUGCCGGCGUGGACGGCAGGCGCGGGCCGGUUCGUCCUGAUGGGCGACGCGGCGCACGCCAUGGCGUUCUAUCUGUCGAUGGGGGUGUCGAUGGCGAUUGAGGACGCGGAUACGCUGACGGGGUGCUUGGCGCUGAUGGAGAGGGAGGGAAAGAGUCUGCUGCACGCCAUGGCUGCGUUUGAUCGGGUGAGGAGGGGUAGGGCCGAGGCUGUGAAGGAUGCGAGCUUGCAUGCUGGGCGGAUGCUGCAUUUAGGUGAGGGGGAGCUUAGAGAGGUUAGAGAUGAAGCGAUGGGGAGGGAUGGGGUAGAGAAGAGAGAUGAUGUAAGCAGUAUCAAGCCGGCAGAAGAUGCAAAGGAGGAGUUUUGGAAGAGCAAAGUGGCCUAUGGGAUUGCAGAUCAGGAAAUCAGGGACUGGUGCUACGGGUAUGAUGUCCAAGGGGAAGUGGCCAAGGCUUGGUCUAGGCUUCACUCACAGUAUACUUUCCAAGUUAAAUCUCAGCGCAAACUCAAUCCCAAUCUCAAACUCAAACUCAAUUUCAACCUCAAUCUCAAUCUCAAUGUCAACCUCAACCUCAACCUCAACCUCAACCUCAACCUCAACCUCAACCUCAACCUCAACCUCAACCUCCAUCUCAACCUCAAUCUCAAUUGCAAUCCCAAACGCAAAACCCGAACCCGAACCCGAUUUGGAUCAUCAUAG